This is a messenger RNA of Triplophysa rosa, 533 nucleotides long. RefSeq names its product integrin alpha-6-like. Lineage: Eukaryota; Metazoa; Chordata; Actinopteri; Cypriniformes; Nemacheilidae. The record is from RefSeq and is a predicted model, not a curated record. The transcript has 3 exons. Gene Ontology annotation, cellular component: integrin complex; external side of plasma membrane. The coding region runs from base 105 to 533 and encodes 142 amino acids. Gene Ontology annotation, molecular function: integrin binding. Gene Ontology annotation, biological process: cell-cell adhesion; cell adhesion mediated by integrin; cell-matrix adhesion.
CAGCGCAGUGCAGUGCAGUGAAGCUUACAUAUUCACUUCUCUCAGCGCACCGCUAACUACUGCAAACAAGUGCUAUAUUCAUCCAGCAUCAUUAUUUGCAUGCAAUGGAGCUCUUUGCAGAGGGGCUCUCUCCGAACCUGUGGAUUUUUACAUUGCUUUUAUGGACGUCUGCGAGUGCAUUUAACCUGGACACGCAAAACGUCCUCAGGAAGAAUGGUCAGCCGGGCAGCCUCUUUGGAUUCUCUCUAGCUUUGCACCGACAGCUUCAACCUACCGAUAAAAGACUAUUGUUGAUUGGCGCUCCCAAGGCCAGGGCUUUGUCCAAUCAGAAUGCAAACAUCACCGGUGGGCUGUAUAGCUGUGACAUCACAACACACCCCAAUGAUUGUAGACGGGUGGAGUUUGACAAUGAUGUGGAGGAUGGUGCGGAGAAUAAGGAGAACCAGUGGAUGGGUGUAACAGUCCAGAGUCAGGGACCUGGGGGCAAGAUUGUGGUACAUCAGGAACAUCUAUUAAUGCUAAUGGAUCAUUAA